CCCAGCGCUCCCUGCCGGCGGGGCCGCCCCGGGCGCUGCAGCGCGUACUCGGCCGCGUCCCCGCGGGGCUGGGCGGGGGGAUCGGGCUUCGCUUCGCUUCCCUUCCCCGGGAACGCCUGAGGGCGGGGGCGGCCGGGCGGGCAGGGCCAGGGCCGCUGGAGGGGAGGCGGCCGGGACACCCCGCUCUGGCUGAUGCUGGCGCUGCCCCGCGCAGCACCGGGCUCCGGCAGGCUGGUAGCUGCGGUCGGGACUCAGGAGGGGCCCCCCGGGUUCCCUGCCCCUUCCCUCCCUCCGCGGCGGGCGGCGCUGGAGGAUUUUCUCCCGCCGCGGCCCCCUCGCUGUCCCCCAGACAUGGUAGGUCACCUCCAGCUGCAAGGGAUGGACGAGAGCCUGAAGGAGAAGAGCCGGGAAGGCUUGCUGGACAGUCCGGACUCGGGGCUGCCCCCCAGCCCCAGCCCCCCMUUCUACUCCCUGUCGCCCGGUGAGGGCCGAGCAGGGGGCAGCGGCGGUGCGGACCCCCCGGCCCCGGGCCACCGGCGAGAGGCCAAGGACGGCAAAGUGAUGCCUUACCUGCUCCUGAACCCGUCCAUGCCAGAGAUAAGGCCUCGAAUGCACCCUGUGUUUUUUGGAGAAAGCAUUGAGGUCAGCCCUGAGCCCGUGCAGGAAAUCAGGUGCAAUUCCGAGGUGAAGUACGACUCGGAGAAGCACUAUCGGGAUGACAUCUUCUACGGCCCCAUCCCCACCGUCACCACCUACAGCGAGACGAUCGUGGCCGCUCCCAAUUGCACCUGGCGGAACUACAAGUCCCAGCUGAUCUUCGAGCCCCGCCAGAAGCCGGUGAGGUUUCAGAGCACGACCAUCAUUUUUCCCAAGCGUGCCAAGAACAUUUACCGGACCACCCUCAACUACAGCUUGGGUUGUGCCAAGCGCUGGUUUGCUUCCAGCGUGCAGCUGGAACUCUGUGAGGAAACCAAGGCGUGCGUCAUGGACGGCGAGACCCUCUGAUCCGCCGCGCCGCUGGCAACUGCGCGACCUUCGCCGGGUCCCUGCCUGGGCCUUCCUUGAUGGCAACUCAAUAUUCAUGGCUGCAGAACGCCCUCGUCUCGGGCGAGGCUGAACUGGCUGGGAGGAGGCUUGCAGGGCACAGGAUGGUUUUGAUCAGU
Molecule: messenger RNA, 1163 nt
Organism: Malurus melanocephalus (red-backed fairy wren)
Lineage: Eukaryota; Metazoa; Chordata; Aves; Passeriformes; Maluridae
Gene: RFLNA
Product: refilin A
Exons: 3
Coding region: 193-1005 (270 amino acids)
Biological process (GO): negative regulation of chondrocyte development; skeletal system morphogenesis; negative regulation of bone mineralization involved in bone maturation
Cellular component (GO): actin filament bundle
Molecular function (GO): filamin binding
Source: RefSeq, a predicted model, not a curated record